AUGCCUGGCAGUACGCUGCGAGUAGCCGCAGCAUCGGUGGGAGGGGCUGGUGCAUUUGUGGAUGUAGCUGGUGCAUUCCUUGCUGGCGGUGGGUCUGGUGGCACAGGAUAUGCCCAUGGAGGGGGGUUCGGAAAUGGAUGCAGCAACAACAGCGGAUAUGGGGCAAAUGGCGGAUACUCUGGAGGGUAUGGGAACGGCAACAGGUAUGGAAACAGUGGGGGAUACGGCCAUGCUAUGGCAUAUGGGAAUGCUGCAGGCUACACGCAACACAACACCACGACAGAUUCUGUAGUUGGGGGGGUCGGAUUUGGGGGCAUGGGCGGGGUAACAGGUGGAACGUACAUGCAAACGGCAACGCAGAACAUUCCUGUGCUCCAGGAUUCCUCCGCGGCGAAUCAGGCGACCAACAGAGACGGCUAUAACUUCCCCGACAUUCCUUAUGGCACUAACGGUGACGAGGAAAUGUUUACGUUGAUGCCAGAGUUCUUCCCCCCUGAUCUGUUGGCCGGUUUGUCUGAGCCCAAUGAAAUAAUGAUGAGCCAGAUCAUUGGAGAGGACCAAGACUUACAGAUGAAUUCACUUGGUGGACAGAUGCCCACCGAAGCAGUGUACACCAGCCAGCUUCUCCUCCCCCAACCAAUCCCCAAAGCGAUAACCCCACCAUCCUCAUUGCCGACUGUAUCGACAUCCAUCGAAGAACUGGCAACAGCUCCUCAAGUGUCUGCAGAAACACCUGCUGAGAAACCAAAAUGCGGGGGACCUAAGGCAACCAAACAGGCGAACAACGAGAACAAGAAUUGUGGACCACGCACUUCGAAACCUGCGACUUCAAAGGAGGUCGUUCCGCUGACUGCUAAGGAUACGCCCAUAUCGCCGCCUGAAUGGCUGACAACAGCUCACAUGUACCUAAAGGAGGGGGCAGACAAUGCAGGAUGGCUCAAGUGUGUGGCAGCUUGGUUCAGGUUUGAAGAGCAAGUUCUAUUGGAGUCUACUUCGCACCGUCUUGCUGCGAAACACCGCCCCGAUGCGCUGAGUCGGUGGUUGUCAAGCCGCAAGUAUCCACCGCCAGCUGUGGAGGACCAGGCUGCCUUCGGUGGUCAAUGGAUUGGGUGGUGGAAUAGCCUGCAACCCGAAUGGCAUCAAGUUGAGGCGCAAGACCAUUUCCCUCUUCCUUUGAGCAAGGCGGAAGACGGAGACGAUGUGAUGUUGUUGAGAAAGGGUGGUCCUUCCGGUUUGGUGACGGUUAUGAUAAGCUUGAAGUGGUGGACGACCGACGCUCGUUGGAAAGAGGCCAUUACUGACGUGAAGGAUUGCCUCAAGCAGGUUGUAAAGGGGACGAAGAAGCAAGCUCCACGCAGCAGAGGAGGGGUAGUAAGAGGUCAAGGAAAGUGUGACAAAAAAUCACAACAUUGCACUGCAUUCUUGUGA
This is a messenger RNA of Cyclocybe aegerita, 1428 nucleotides long. The record is from the annotation of a GenBank genome assembly. NCBI's taxonomy places the organism in Eukaryota, Fungi, Basidiomycota, Agaricomycetes, Agaricales, Hemipholiotaceae.